Molecule: messenger RNA, 664 nt
Organism: Pieris napi
Lineage: Eukaryota; Metazoa; Arthropoda; Insecta; Lepidoptera; Pieridae
Product: immediate early response 3-interacting protein 1
Exons: 3
Coding region: 298-543 (81 amino acids)
Biological process (GO): endoplasmic reticulum to Golgi vesicle-mediated transport
Cellular component (GO): Golgi membrane; COPII-coated ER to Golgi transport vesicle; endoplasmic reticulum membrane
Source: RefSeq, a predicted model, not a curated record
UGUCUAAUUAAAAAUUCGACUAUAAUUAAAAAUACGACUAUAGUGACGUGUUUACUGUCAAAUAUUAAUUUUACAAAUUUUUAAUCUCAAGUCACAGUCAAGUAAUAUAUAUCCUGUGUAAAUAUUACUACAAUUCACAUUAUCAUAAUAAAGUUAAAGUUUACCUUUUCGAAGUAUUUAGAGACAAAUAUUAACAAUUUAAGGCAUUUAUAUAUUUUGUUCGUUCUUAUUUAUUGGCUUUAGAUUGAUUUUACAUAAAAUAGUUAUAAAGUAUAUAAUCCUUUAGUUUCUAACAAAAUGAUAACAUUAUGGAAUUUAUUUGAAGCAAGUCUUCUAUGUUUAAAUGCUGUUUGCGUUCUUCACGAAGAAAGAUUUAUGCAAAAAAUGGGCUGGGGAACCAACACACAGCAACAAGGUUUUGAAGACCAAUCUACCAUAAAAUAUCAGAUAUUAAAUUUAGUUCGUUCUAUCAGGACGGUUACAAGAAUUCCACUUAUUAUCCUAAAUAUACUAACUAUACUUUUUAAAUUACUCCUAGGAUAGCAAAUAUUACUAAGAAGUAUAUUUUAUAUGGUUAAACACAUGAAAUUGCUUCCUAAACGCAAGAAUUCAAUACAGUGUGAUAUUGUUUUGUAUUAUUUGUAAGUAAAUUGUAAAAACACUU